Molecule: messenger RNA, 621 nt
Organism: Pediculus humanus corporis (human body louse)
Lineage: Eukaryota; Metazoa; Arthropoda; Insecta; Psocodea; Pediculidae
Exons: 2
Coding region: 1-621 (206 amino acids)
Biological process (GO): mRNA export from nucleus; mRNA processing
Cellular component (GO): THO complex part of transcription export complex
Source: RefSeq, a predicted model, not a curated record
AUGACAGAUGAGGACGUGAUCAGGCGAAGGCUUUUAAUCGAUGGUGAUGGCACCGGUGAUGACAGGAGGUUAAACGUUCUUCAAAAAUUAAUUAUAAAAUGGUGUACGUCAGAGGAAUCUCCAGAAGAAAAUCAAUUAUCUCUUGAUAGAAUGUUGGCACAAUUAGCUUGUUGCGAACACACGUUUCGUAAAUCUCAAAACGUUGCACAAAUGAACGCUAUAGAAUUACAAAAUUAUCAAAAUUUAUCGCAAAAAAUUAAAAACGAUAUACAGGAAGAGAAGAAAAUUAUUGAAAAAACAAAAGCGGCUUUGGUUGAAGCCAAAGUCGUUAGAAAAAAUAAAAUGGAAUGUGAUUUGUUGGGUAAUGCAAUCAAUGAAGAACCAGAUAGAAAAGAAACUGGUAAAAAAUUAGAACAAUUGAAGAAUGAAUUGAAAAAUUUAAAAGACUGUAAAGCAAUGAUAGAAAAAAAAAUAUUGAAAAGAAGACAACAAUUUCAUGCAUUGACUGUGACAAUUCAACAAUUAAGGGGAACAAUAGAAGAAGAUGAUGAUAAUGAUUUAAAUAUGGAAACAAAUGAUGAUGAACCAAUGGAUGAAGACAACGCUAUAUCGAUAAAUUAA